ACCAUCAUCAUCUGGGUCCUGUUUGUUUUUCUCUAAAUGCAAAUGGGUUUGUUCAAAAAUUUGAUUUUUAUGGAUUGAGGCGCGUUUUCUGAACCUCCCCUGGUUCAUUUUUCUGUUCUAUUGGAUUGGUUUUCAUUUGGGGUGCCUUCGUUUUUAUUAUUUUUAAUUAAAAAUUUGAUUUUUUUUUCUCCGCUGUUUAUUGUUUUUUCUGGAUUGGAAUAUCCUUUAAAAAUGUUUUUCUGUGGUGGUGGUGCAAGAAACACAGAUUUCUUAGCCAUGAAGUUUUUCAAUGAGUUUUGUGAUGUCGGGUUGUGAUUUUUGCUGAAAAAUCAAUUUCAGGGAUUGUUGUCCUGAAUCUUGUUCUGCUCAUCUGCAUAUCUCAUCUACCAUAUAAUGGCCAAUGAAAGUGUUGAAUUACCGCUGACCCCAGAAGUAACCAAGUCACCUGGGGUUGAAAUAAAAAAGCAUUCAGCUGGCAAAGCUAGUUCUGGAGCUAGUGUUGAAAAAAGUGUUCCCAAUUAUCUCAGAGCUUCCACUGGUUCUUGUCAUGAUAUUUGUAAAUAUGGUGGGAAACAUGCAUUUGAAUUGAAGGAAAGACGCUCUAUACCUAAUAGAGCUACAAGGAAACAGCUUCACCAAAGCUCAGAAGGCAGGGUUGGUGGGACAAUGAUGUCAGUUGCCAGGCUCAGUGCAUCUGUAGAUUCCAAGCCAACAAAGAUGUCGACGGUCAAACUCAAGAAAUCAGUUGAUUCCAAGACCUGGAUUUCUGAUACCUCUGGCACUUAUAAGCUGGAACUUCCAGCAAAAGCAUUUGACAGCCAAAAAGAAAUAGGGAAUGAAGUUAUGGUUAACAGGAACAAAUCAUCAUUGACCAAGGUUAAACCAUCACUCCUGAAGUCUCAUACAUCUCCAUCAUCAAGCCAAGAAAUUUUGUCAAUUAAGGAGGUCCGAUCCCCAUCAAAGUUAACUUCCAAGAAGGUGGGAACUACAUCAACAUCCAGGAAGGUGGAAGCUCCAUCAAAAUCAUCUCCCAAUAAGAUGAUGACAUUAAAAUCUACUUCUAAUAAGGUGGGAAAUCCAUCAAUAUCAACUUCCAAGGUCAAAACUUCGUCAAAAUCAGCUACCAAUGUUGUGAAAACCUCAUCACAAUUAUCUUCUCUCAAAGGUAAAGAAAUGAAGUUGUCUGAAAAACGUGUGACUUCUUUAAAUUCAAGCAGUGUCAGAAGGAAACAAAUGUCUUCUAUGAAUUCCUCAGAUGGUGUCGGUGGUCAAAGAUUUAAUAAGAUCAAGAUGGAAAAGGGGGUUGCCUCUUCCAAAGCAGCUUCAAAAAAACUGAUGGCACCUUCAAAUGCUUUUUUGUCCCCGAGACCUUCCCUUCUAAGAGUUGCAAGUAUAAAUUCAAGAAAGCAUAAGAGCCUGAAAAUUGCACCUCAUCUUAAGAAUCAGCGAACUGCUAGAAAGGUUGAACAUGAGGAACACAACAACAAUGAGGUAGAGGAAAAGACUCUGUAUGUCAUCAAGAUGGAAGGUGAAAACAAAACUUUGCAAUCUGAUCAAAAUGCAAGCUACGAUGAUGAGUCAUACCUCCCUCAGUUGUCAUCACCUAAGUCUUCAGUAUCCUCAAUUUCUCAAUCCUUAUCCCAAGGAGAUCAAGAGGAGUCUGAAUAUACAACUAGUGAAUUUGAGGAUGAUUCUUUUUCAGGAAGUCAUGAAAUUGAAUGCAUGGGAAAUGAGGAGACAUUGGAAGCUGAGAUGAAAGUCAAGCCCAAAAAGGAUGGGGUUGCAUAUUCCAAAGGCAAGGACAACCAAAUGAUAAAAUUAAAGUUCAGAAGGGGAAAAGUGGUUGAAAAUGAAACUCAGAUAAGUAGUCCAAGGAGGCUUAAAUUUCGGAGAACAAGAGUGCUGGUGGAGAAAGCCAAUGCUAAGGGUGUUGCCCGGAAAAGCUUUGAAAGAAGAGAUGAAGCCUGUGUUGACAGCAAUGAUGCUACAACUGGUCCAGAGAAGGUUGUUUUGAGACAUCAAGAUAUGCAGGACAAAAAAGAUGCACAGGGAUUGCUAAAUAAUGUUAUUGAGGAAGCAGCAAGUAAACUGGUAGAAGCUCGGAAGAGCAAGGUUAAGGCAUUGGUUGGUGCCUUUGAAACUGUGAUCUCUCUUCAUGAGAAAAAGCCUUCUGCAAGUGCAAACACAGUCACUUGAUGGAGCCUGGAUAGACAUUCUCUAGCGUUUUCAUUUGUUUUGUAAAGAAAUGGUAGGAAAAUAAACCUUAGCUUUGGUAGUAGUUGUGAAACCAACAAGCUGAAGGUAUUGCAGAAAGUAGAGGUAUAUUUGCCUUGAAUUGUUGUCUUUAGAAGCUCUGCAUGUAGAGUUGAGAGGGGGAUUUUGUGUUUGGAACUUGCCUCAACUUGCACGAUAUACUUUUUGUUUCAUUCUGCCUUGGAAAUCCAUACCUAUUUUGAAUGAUUUGUUUCUUCUGAUUUCAAAUAAAAUAUCAAAUAGUGAUGCCAGUGACUUUGUACUUUUACUGGAAAGGAAAAGUGCUUUGAACGUGUGAAAAUUUCUGUUACUU
This is a messenger RNA of Cajanus cajan (pigeon pea), 2566 nucleotides long. Lineage: Eukaryota; Viridiplantae; Streptophyta; Magnoliopsida; Fabales; Fabaceae. The record is from RefSeq and is a predicted model, not a curated record.